AUGGUCAACUCUUGUUGUGGCUCUGUCUGCUCUGAGGAGGGCUGUGGCCAAGGCUGCUGCCAGCCCAGCUGCUGUCAGACCACCUGCUGUAGGACCACCUGCUGCCGCCCCAGCUGCUGUGUGUCCAGCUGCUGCAGGCCCCAGUGCUGCCAGUCUGUGUGCUGCCAGCCUACCUGCUGUCGCCCCAGCUGCUGCCGCCCCAGCUGCUGUGUGUCCAGCUGCUGCAGACCUAGCUGCUGCCAGUCUGUGUGCUGCCAGCCUACCUGCUGCCGCCCCAGCUGCUGCCGCCCCAGCUGCUGCAUCUCCAGCUGCUGUCAACCCUCCUGUGGUAGCUCCAGCUGUUGUGGUUCCAGCUGCUGCCGCCCUUGCUGCCGCCCCUGCUGCCGCCCCUGCUGCUGUCUGAGACCAGUCUGUGGUCAGGUCUGCUGCCAAACCACUUGCUACCGCCCCACCUGUGUCAUCUCCACCUGCCCCCGCCCCAUGUGCUGCGCCACCCCCUGCUGCUGCUGA
Messenger RNA from Mus pahari (shrew mouse), 510 nucleotides. Its product is annotated as keratin-associated protein 4-12-like. Bases 1 to 510 code for a protein of 169 amino acids. The record is from RefSeq and is a predicted model, not a curated record. Lineage: Eukaryota; Metazoa; Chordata; Mammalia; Rodentia; Muridae. Gene Ontology annotation, cellular component: keratin filament. The transcript has a single exon.